AUUAGCAACACAAUGCAAAUUGGUAUGCUCUGUGUUUGGGGAACCUUGUGAUGUAUUCAUUGUUUCUAGCCGAACUUUGAUCGCAAACGCACAGGCUAUAGUUUGUGGUUCCGCCGUGUGAUGUUGGAUGGAAGACAAAAUAUCUUUCUCGGUAAAACUAUAUGCUGUAUGGAUGCCAGUUUUCAAACAAAGACAAAAUGGCAAAUUUAUUCCUGGAUUUCCAGAUUUAGUCUGUAAAACAUUGAAGUGAAUUUAUAUUCUGAUCAUUAUUUGGAAGCCUCGUCAAUUGAGUGAAGGGGGUAGGGAAGGGGGACGGGUCGUCGGUAUCCAGUAGGUACAUCAAAAUCAUUGCUAAUAACAUUUAGAUUCAGACAGCUGCAAAGUGCAUAACAUGUGCAUGCAUUAACUGUGCAUACCUAAUAGUGGCUGGUAUAAAACAGCGUAAUCAAACGUGACCUGCAAAGGCCACAUUACAAAGACACGAGGAUGGCGGCGUCUGCGGCGGCGGAUGGUGGUGGAGCGCCAGAACUUAUAGAUAUCUACGAUGACUUCAAUCAAAACAAUGGGGAGGAAGGGGACUUCAUGGGUUCAGCGGAUCCAAAUGAUCUUUAUGAUGCUGUAGUAACUGGUUCUGUGGACCAGAGAAGGGCAUCUGGAGGGGAACCCAUGACACAUAGCAAAGACCAGGCAAAAAAUGACAACCCCAAACCACUAAUAACAUACAGCUACAGUGGGGGGCAGAGCAAGAGGCUUUCAGUCUAUGUUGGAAACUUCUCCUGGUGGACCUCAGACAAAGAUCUGUUAAACAUGGCAAGCACGAUGGGAGUCAAGGACAUUUUGGAGAUCAAAUUUGCAGAGAAUCGGGCGAAUGGCCAGUCCAGGGGCUAUGCUGAGCUUGUGGUGUCCACUGAGGCUUCCUUGCAGAAGUUGCUGGAGACCAUGCCACAGUGUCACAUCAAUGGAGAGAGGGUAGACUGUCGUUUUGCCACACGGCAGAACCUUGCAGUGUUUGAAUCUCAGGCCAACAAACGUAUUCCUCAGCGCUCCAACUCCAAGCCAGAGUCAGACUCAUUUACAGACACCCGCUCCAACUUCCCUUCCUCUUCUGAGCCGGGCCCACCCAACGCACCACUCGUGAUGCCACCCCAUCCCCAUCCCCAUCCCCAUCCCCAUCCCCAUGCGAACAAGCUCCCAUCCAUCACUCUGCCAUUUUACGGCCGACCUCCUCUAUAUCCCCCUCCCCACCCCCCGCCACUCCUCUUGCCUCCUCCGAUACCUCCCCCGCUCUACCCACCUCCACCCCCACAUGUACCCAGCCAGCCCCCACCUGCACUUCAUCUCAACCCAGCCUUCUUCCCCCCUCCUCAGGAAAACUACAGCAACAACCCAGCCUACUCCCGACCAAGUAGGGAGAAUGAUGACGCCACACCUCCGCUGCCGGACAGUGAAUAUGACGAGUUGAUGAACAGAAACAAAACCAUCGCGAGUAGUGCCAUCAGCAAGGCUGUGGCAGGAGCUGCUGCAGGAGACGUGUCCUUGGCUAUAGAGACCCUCCUCACUGCAAUUGCAGUCAUCAAACAGUCUCGUGUGUACAGCAAUGAUCGCUGUCGAGCUUUGGUGACUUCGCUCAAAGACUGUCUCUUCUCUAUUGAGAGCAAGUCUUAUGGCUCAAGGAAGCGGCAUCGUUCACGUGAGAGGGAUCGCUCACGCGACAGGGACCAACGGGACAGAGAGAGGGAGCGGGAGCGAGAGCGUGAUCGGGAGAGGGAGCGAGAGGGCUCCUACAGUCAAAACUGGGAAGCUGGAGGGAUGUCCCGUCGUUACAGAGAACGCUCCCUUAGCUCUGAGAGAGACAGGGAGCGGAUGCGACUGCAGCGAGACCGGCAUCGAGAACACAGGGAUCGACACCGCUAGGACAUUUCAGAACGUACUCAUGUUGGCACCAUAGAGGAGGGUCCCUUGGAGUAAGGAUUCUGUGCCGGGAUGUCUGAGGACCGAAAGGUAGCGAUAAAUGGAGGGGAGUGCCCUAUGUCAUCUAUUCCAAUAUUUGACACAAAUUGCCCCUACCCCCAUUAGUUUACUGCACUGAGUUCUGUCCACGAGGCGUUAUUCAUACCCAAGUGUCCCCUCACUCACUCAUUUAUGUUGGAACAGAGAUAUUGCUUCUGCAAUGAUGAAAGAUUAAAAUUCUUGAUCAUCAGUUGAUGAGUUUCAGACAACUGUGGUACUGCACAUCUUGAUUUUUAUAUGUUCACUGUUUAUUUGAUCAUUUCUGCUUCAUUCUUUUGUAAGUACAAUCUCAAAAUAAAAGAAAAAAAAAUC
Clupea harengus (Atlantic herring) is the source of this 2322-nucleotide messenger RNA. RefSeq names its product cleavage and polyadenylation specificity factor subunit 7. Gene Ontology annotation, molecular function: RNA binding. The record is from RefSeq and is a predicted model, not a curated record. Lineage: Eukaryota; Metazoa; Chordata; Actinopteri; Clupeiformes; Clupeidae.